ACCUGUAGCUCCUGCAUCUGCAACAAACUCACAGUUCCCCUCCCUCUCUCUCUCUCUCGCUCCCUCCCUCUUUACACUGAAACCCAGGAAGCCACGACCCACCCACUCGUUCGCCGAGGAAAAAAAAAUGAUGAUGGCGGUGGAUCAGGAUCAGGAUCGCGGGCUCAAGAAGAAGGCCGGCGAUAACGACAAUGCCGGGUCAGGUCACGACGGGCCCGACCUGGCAGCUGUCGUGGCCACCCUCGGGGCGGUCCAGAGGAGGAAGAGGAUGGCCAGGCUCAGGCGCCCUCACGUCAGCUUCCUCACCUUCCCUCGCGCCUCUACCUCGCACGUGCCGCAUUGCCCCCUCCUCCUCCAGCCCCACGCACGUGAAAUAGAUCCACGGAGACUGAGGUUCCUCUUCCAAAAGGAACUCAAGAACAGUGAUGUGAGCUCAUUGAGGAGGAUGAUACUCCCAAAGAAAGCGGCCGAGACUCAUCUUCCCACGCUCGAAUCCAAGGAGGGCAUUCCUAUAAACAUGUACGAUUUGGAUGGUCAGCACACAUGGAGCUUCAAAUACAGAUUUUGGCCUAAUAACAAUAGUCGGAUGUAUGUCCUCGAGAACACCGGGAAUUUUGUCACCACACAUGGGUUGCAACUUGGAGACUUCAUCAUGGUGUACCAAGACUGUCAAAAUCACAACUAUGUGAUUCAGGCCAAAAAAGCUUCUGAAGAAGAUGUUUAUACGGAUAUCGCCAAGUGCACCAUCAGUGACUUGGCUCUUAAAGACUACCACGAGAUGAACAGUAACAUCAACUCCUUCGAUGAGAGUUACCUCGCGAUCAAUCAAGACGCGGAGAUGUCAUUUGUCUACGGCACUAGCUUCUCGAAUGACUCUCCGCUUGAUUUUUUGGGCGGAUCCAUGACCACCUAUGCCAGGAUUUCCCCACCGGAAAGCUUCGGUUCAGUCGACAACUUGCGCCUCGAUGACUUUUGUUAAGUUCGUAAUCUUGUUUUAGCCGAAUUGAAGCCGACUUUCGCUAGAUCUUGAAAAAUGUUGAGUGGGGGUGAUAUGUUUUAGCCAAGAUUGGUAUCUCUUCUUUUUUUUUUUUUUUUUUUUGUACUGACCUUUUCUAC
Messenger RNA from Rhodamnia argentea, 1116 nucleotides. RefSeq names its product B3 domain-containing transcription factor FUS3-like. The coding region runs from base 128 to 979 and encodes 283 amino acids. The record is from RefSeq and is a predicted model, not a curated record. Lineage: Eukaryota; Viridiplantae; Streptophyta; Magnoliopsida; Myrtales; Myrtaceae. Gene Ontology annotation, molecular function: DNA-binding transcription factor activity; DNA binding. The transcript is spliced from 6 exons.